ACUGCUUCAAAUCAGAAGAAAGUUGCACAAAAUGAGCGAACCUGCUCAAACUAAUUAUCUGAUAUCAGACCCUAUGGCGGUUCUGUCACUGUGUGAUCUUCCAUCUAUCAACACAGCCGAAGUUCACGGGUUGAACCAACAGCUGCAAAACAUCGAAGCAUUGCUGCUCGGAUCAACACCUGAUCAUCACGGUGUUAAAGCAGUCGGAAUUAUUGGAAUGAGUGGUGUGGGUAAGACUAUGCUUGCCCAUUCGGUUGUGCAAAGUUUUCGAAUCCAGAAGAAGUUCUCGCCCAUAAUUUGGGUCGGACAUUCUAAAUAAGGGAAUGCACCAAGAACUGUCGCCAGAUAUUUGUUGAGAGAGUCGGAUCCAACACAAGCAUUUGAAGGUAAUUCUGAUCUUUGUGUGCAGAUGAGGGAGCUUUACUCUCGCUUGUCCAAUAAGAAAUACUUGAUUGUUCUUGACAAUGUAGUGCAUGAAGAUGAGUGGUACUCUGAUUUAUAUGUUCCAUCUACUGAUUCAUAUACCACCGAUAGCACGAUAAGCUCUAUCCGACUUUCGCAUGGCUUGCCAAAGGAAGGUGGGGGCGCUGUAAUAGUCACUAGUAGACCCGAGGAUGUAGCCAUAAACAUGGUGGGUGAGCAAAACUUACUCAGACUCCAGCCCUCAUUCGACGAAGAGGAAAUUUGGUCCAUAUUCAUGGAUUCAGUUCGAAGAAAGGAGUUUGUAACUUCAGAUCAUCAUCCAACUUUGUCAAGAAUGAAGGAUGAAAUUGUUGACAGGUGCGACGGCCUUCCUUUAGCUGCAAGGACGUUGGCAGAGAUCAUUUCUAUUCAACUUGGCAAGGAAGGGUACGUAGUUAGUUUUUCAAAGCUUAAUCUUGAAAUUCUUGGUUUGUCACUAGUAUUUUGAAUUUUUAUUUUUAUUU
This is a messenger RNA of Cornus florida, 926 nucleotides long. Its product is annotated as putative disease resistance protein RGA3. The record is from RefSeq and is a predicted model, not a curated record. The transcript has a single exon. Gene Ontology annotation, biological process: defense response to other organism. Gene Ontology annotation, molecular function: ADP binding. Bases 410 to 910 code for a protein of 166 amino acids. NCBI's taxonomy places the organism in Eukaryota, Viridiplantae, Streptophyta, Magnoliopsida, Cornales, Cornaceae.